AUGUCACACCCAAUUUCCGCAAAAGCAAUCAUAAGUGACACCCCAAACGGCACCCAUCCAGUAUGGCGUAUGGAGAAGGUACAGCUGCGAGAGCCCGGUGAAGAUGAACUCCUGGUCAAAAUUAUUGCAUCCGGUGUCUGCCACACUGACAUUGCCAUCUCCACAUUUCCGCCAGACGCGCCAGGCUUCGAACCUUAUCCAAAGGUCAUGGGCCACGAGGGUGCCGGCAUUGUCGAACGAGUAGGAAGCAAGAUCAACCAUGUCAAGAAAGGUGACAAGGUUUUGCUGAGUUUCGACUUCUGUAACAACGACGACUGUCGAGCUUGUGAGGACGACACGCCCGGCUACUGCGACGAGUUCCAUACUAAGAAUCUCUUCAAUCAACCCGAUGUUUAUCAACUCGACGGUGGAAAGCCCGCAGGCGGAUUGUUUUUUGGUCAAUCAAGCUUUUCCAGCAUAGCUUUGGUGAAGGGGACCUCAGUUUUGAACGUCGAGCAGCUAGUGAAGGAUGAGGAGGAAUUGAAGUUAUUUGCUCCCAUGGGCUGCGGCUAUCAGACAGGCGCUGCUGCCGUUACAGAGCUCGCUAAUGUUAGCAAGAAAGAUGCAGUCGUCGUGUUCGGGCUUGGCGGCGUCGGCAUGUCUGCAAUCAUGGCUGCGAGUGUACGAAGUGCCCAUACUAUCAUCGGAGUCGAUAUAGUGCAGUCGCGCCUCAACCUGGCCAAGGAAAUGGGCGCAACCCACGUCAUUGACAGCUCAAGCUUCAAAGACAUUGCAACAGAUCUUCCCGCAGCCAUUCGAGAGAUUGCGCCAAAGGGUGCUAAUGCAAUUUUCGAUACGACAGGAGUAGUACCUUUGAUUUCAGCCGCCAUUCCCGCGCUGCAUACCAAGGGUCAAAUUGUCUUGAUCGGAAUCGUGACCGGCAAGACGAUGGAGCUGGAUCUUGGUACAAUUCUAGGCGCUGGCGUCGCUAUUCGGGGUUGCAUUGAAGGAGACGCCAAACCGUCGAAAUUCGUUCCCCAGAUGAUAGAAUGGUACCGACAAGGCAAAUUCCCUAUCGAGAAACUAUCAAAGUAUUACCAGUCCGAAGACUUUGAGAAGGCACUGGCAGACAUGCAUUCUGGAAACACGAUCAAGCCAGUUUUGCUUUGGUAG
This is a messenger RNA of Boeremia exigua, 1152 nucleotides long. RefSeq lists its product as uncharacterized. Gene Ontology annotation, molecular function: oxidoreductase activity; zinc ion binding. The record is from RefSeq and is a predicted model, not a curated record. The transcript is spliced from 7 exons. The coding region runs from base 1 to 1152 and encodes 383 amino acids. NCBI's taxonomy places the organism in Eukaryota, Fungi, Ascomycota, Dothideomycetes, Pleosporales, Didymellaceae.